GGUCUCUGAACUCUCCUUGUCAAUGAACAGUGUUGUCUAUUGAUCUGCUCACUGCACCAAAUGUCUCGUCAGUCCGCGCGCACAACGGACUCAAAGCGCAUCACAGCAGAACUGUUCACUUUGACCUAUGGGUCUUUAGUCGCAACAAUUGUCAAGGAUUUUGAGACCGAUGCGGAAAUCAACGACCAACUGGAUAAAAUUGGUUUCAACAUCGGUUUACGCAUUGUUGAAGAUUAUCUCGCCAGAGGCAAUUCAGGUCGGUGUGCAGAUAUGAAAGAAAUUUCCGCCGCUUUGGUCAAAGGUUUCAAGCUUUUUCUUGGUAUUACUCCAACUGUGAGCAAGUUCAGUGCAUCCGGUGACGAAUUCUCCCUGAUGCUUGAUCCGAAUCCGCUGACGGAAUUUGUAGAUCUGCCUCCAGAACACCCUAAGCUACUUUAUUCCAACAUUCUUGCAGGUGCCAUUCGAGGAGCGCUACAUAAUGUUCAAGUUGAGGUAGACGCACGCUUUGUGCAAGACCAGUUGCGUGGUGACCAAACUAAUGAAAUCCGCGUGAGGUUCAUCAGAAGAAUCGAUGAAGUCGUCGCUGGUGAAGACUAACCGAGUGCAGUGGCUUGCUCUCUAAUCUUUCUCCGAAUACAUAUUUUUGUCUUGC
Dicrocoelium dendriticum is the source of this 652-nucleotide messenger RNA. The record is from the annotation of a GenBank genome assembly. NCBI's taxonomy places the organism in Eukaryota, Metazoa, Platyhelminthes, Trematoda, Plagiorchiida, Dicrocoeliidae.